Messenger RNA from Aureobasidium subglaciale EXF-2481, 1806 nucleotides. RefSeq lists its product as uncharacterized. Bases 1 to 1806 code for a protein of 601 amino acids. The transcript has a single exon. Gene Ontology annotation, cellular component: nucleus. Gene Ontology annotation, molecular function: zinc ion binding; transcription cis-regulatory region binding; DNA-binding transcription factor activity, RNA polymerase II-specific. The record is from RefSeq and is a predicted model, not a curated record. NCBI's taxonomy places the organism in Eukaryota, Fungi, Ascomycota, Dothideomycetes, Dothideales, Saccotheciaceae. Gene Ontology annotation, biological process: positive regulation of transcription by RNA polymerase II.
AUGGAAACUUCGCAAGCGACGAUUGCCCAACGAUCGUAUAGUGGUUGUCGCACCUGCCGGCAGAGAAAGGUCAAAUGCGAUGAAAACCGUGACGACAUUGGUCGAUGCGGCUCUUGUUCUCGUCUGAAUCGCCCAUGCGAUUGGACGCGAGAGUGGAAAUUCAUCGAUACCAGUCGUGCUGUUCAAGAGCAGUAUGUUGUACUGGGUCAAGGUCCAGACCGGAGAACAAAGCCAUCAACAAAGGAUGCAAAUCAUGGACACAAUGCGACACUAGUACACCGGGGCGCGUCAGCUCGGCCUGAGACUUGUCAGCAUCAGACUGCAGACCCAACCCAAUCACGGACUUUGAUGUUCGUUAAUUCAUUCUCGAAGGAUCUGGCUAUGACCGAAGCACCUACGGAACGCCGCCCGGCGCGGACAGAUGAUGCGCAAGAUUCACGACGAGCUUCCGACUCGUCAUCUGAAGACUCGGAUAAUCAAUCGCUCGAAUUAGUCCGGACUGCUCGCAUACCAUUUGAUCUGAUGAAUUAUGGUACUAGAGCCCGCGACAAUGCGAUACACCCUUCGCUUUUCGACAGCAUUGUGUGUCGCAAGAUCAUGCCGAUGGCUGUUCGGUUCAAACUAAACAUUGAGGACAAUCAAAACGUGCUUGUUACGUCGGCAAGGAAUUUCGUUCCACUCCGUCACGCGAUUUGUGCCAUCACGCUUCUCAACAGCGGAUUAAAGAAUCGUCCAGAGCUUGUAGCAGGCUCUUUUCAGCACUAUGACCGAGCUAUAACAGCCUGUCGGUCAAUGUCUUCAUCCGCCAACUCUGAAGCUGUCUUCUUCUUGCACUUUGUCCUCCUCAUGUACGACAUCGCCUGUGCUUCACAAAGAUGGCCUGAGGAUCGCAGUUCUUGGUCUUUGCAUCUUCGCAAACUCGCCAGCUUGGCUCAUGAAUCAGCUGGACCUACAGUUAGCCGACUCAAGGCUUAUUUGUCAUGGUAUAUCCUGCUUCUGGACGCCCAAGCGGGCCUUGCAGGUAAUGCUGAAGCCGGUCACUACACUCGAGCUUUUAUAGAGAAUGGUCGCUCUCUUCCGGUGUGGCCAAUAUCGCCUAGCCAUCAAAAAGUUCUCUCCAGUCCGGAAGCUAUGGACACAUUCCUACAAGCCCACAAGCUAUCUCUAAUGACGUUUGAGAUGUUUGCGGAGCAGAGUCAGGCAUCACUAACUCUCCGACGUGCGUUUGAGAAUCGAAGCGUAGGCUUGCAUGAGCGACAGCAAUAUAUCCAGGACCUCUCGGUGCGACACGCCGAAGUCUGGCAAGCUCAUUGCCCCCCUCACAUGGACACGUCCGACAACAAAACUGCGCCCUCAGCGGAUCGGGUCAUCAUAACAUCUACGUACAACUUCGCGCGACUGCAAUAUUCGGUGCUUCAGAUCCAUCUCCACACAAGCAUGUAUCCCAAUCAACGUCUGGACGGAGACAUAUUUGCGGCAGAAGAUGCUCGACACUGCACAUACAUCAUUAACACGGUGCGUCAAAGCUUUGUCCACAAUGACAGAGAGAACCACCAUCUUGCGAACGCGCUAUUCCUGGCUGGUUCGGCCACCAAACUUCCGCUUGAGAAGGCAGCCGCACUGAUAAUGUUACAAGAGAUGGAACAUGCUGGACUCUCAGGAGCCGUGGCACGAGUGAGGCAUGUUCUCGAGCUGGUAGUCAGAGAGCAGGCUAAGAAAGAAAUAGCUGGCGGCAGUUCGGAUGAAGUGGAUUGGGUUGAGCUUUCGAAGGAGCAUGGCUUGAAGAACGUUGUAUUCGGGAUGUGA